AUGCAGGCCCUUGGCCCUCCAGAUAAGGGCCUCCUCCAAGGCCUUGUGGCCUCUCGCAUCGAGACUUAUGGGGGCCGGCAUGGGGCCUCCACCCAGAGCACUGCUGGCAGUCUCUACCCCCGAGGAGGUGUUGUCCCGGAUCCCAGUCAUCGCCGUCUCCAAAACUACGGCCUGUUUACCAAGAGCUCUGGCCAGUCCCGGGGUAAGUCUCCCAUGAGGCUAUGGGAACCAGACCCUGAGAAGCGACAUGGUGUACCUUACACCCCCAAGUUCAAGGAGGUCACCAAGACCCGUGAGCUGGAGAGGCGGCUGAAGAUCUUCAGUAUGUUUGGGAUGCCCCGCCUGCCCCCUGAGGACCGGAGACACUGGGAGAUAGGGGAGGGCAGUGACAGCAACCUGGACACUGAAAAGUCCUGGAGGGAGCUGGUGCCUGGGCACAAGGAGAUGAGCCGGGAGUUUUGCCACCAACAGGAAGCGCUGUGGGAGUUACUAACCACAGAGGUGAUCUACGUGAGAAAGCUCAAGAUCAUGACAGAUCUCCUAGUCAACGGUUUACUGAACUUGCAGCGAGUGGGACUGCUAUUGGAAGUGUCAGUUGAGACCCUGUUUGGAAACGUCCCCAGCCUGAUUCGAGCCCACCAGAGCUUUUGGGAGGAGGUGCUGGGACCCACUCUGGAGGAGAUGCAAGCUUCAGGCCAGCCUCUGGACCCUGUCAGCCUGCAAAACGGCUUCCUGACGUUUGGCCAACGGUUUCAGCCCUAUGUCCAGUACUGCCUACAGGUGAAGCAGACCAUGGCUUAUGCCCGGGGGCAGCAAGACAACAACAUUCUCUUCCAGACCUUCGUGCAGUGGUGUGAGAAGCACAAUUGCUCAGGAAAGCAGAGGCUGGGUGACCUGCUCAUCAAGCCCCAUCAGCGUGUCACCAAAUAUCCACUGCUGCUCCAGGCUGUUCUCAAGAGGAGUCCUGAGGCCCGAGCCCAAGAGGCUCUGAAUGCCAUGAUUCUAGAAGUGGAGUCGUUCUUGAGAUACAUCAACAGGCAGGUCCGCCAAGGUGAGGAUCACGAGAGCUUGGUGGCUGCUACCCAACGUAUUGGGGCCUAUGAAGUGCUGGAACCAUCCAGUGAGGAGGUGGAGAAGAACCUGCGUCCCUUCUCCACCCUGGACCUGACUUCUCCCAUGGUAGGGGUUGCCGCUGAGCAUACCAGGCAGCUACUAUUGGAGGGAUACGUUCGAGUGAAGGAGGGACGAGAAGGCAAGCUGGACGCUCAUCUGUUCCUCUUCUCUGACGUGCUCCUGGUGACCAAGCCCCAACGCAAGGCAGACAAAGUCAAAGUCAUCCGCCCCCCACUCAUGCUGGACAAGCUUGUGUGCCAACCACUCCGAGACCCCAACAGCUUCCUGGUGAUCAACCUCACUGAAUUCCAGUGUGUCUCUAGUGCCUUCAUUGUACACUGUCCCAAUUCCACAGAGUGUACCCAGUGGCUGGAAAAGACUCAGCGUGCCCAGGUCGCUCUGCAGAAAUUGAAGACAGAAGAGUACAUUCAGCAGAAGAGAGAACUUCUGGCCCUCUAUCGGGACCAGGAGUCCUCAGGCACCAGGUCCUCCAGUCCUUCCCUAGAGGGCUCUCAGAGCAACGCAGAGGGGAGGACUCCUGAGUUCUCAACCAUUAUCCCACAACUGGUGGUGACGGAAGACACAGAUGAUGACACUCCCUCAGCACCAGACUCUGGCUACGGCACUUUGAUUCCAAGCUCCCCUAAGGAAACCCACUCUCCUCUCAGCCGUCUACGCAUGCGGGCCCUUCGGCGGGACCCUCGCCUCACCUUCUCCAACCUAGACCUCCGAAAUGUUCCUUUGCGUCCCCAGCCCCCUGACUCCCAAGCUCCCCAACGCCGAAGCGCCCCUGAACUGCCAGAAGAUAGCAUCCGAAGAGGAAGUAGUCUUCCCAGGGGAGACCCUCCCACCUGGUCUGAGGAAGAAGAUGGAACUUCAGGGGGAGGGAAUGUGGUGGUGGAAACCCUUCACAGGACCCGAUUUCUGGGCCAACUCCCCUCAUCCCCAACGCAAGUGGACUCUGCUGGGGAAAGCCCCUGGGAUUCCUCAGGAGAUGAAGAGGAAGGGUCCCUCUUCCUGGAACCCAGCCAGGCCCCCUCUUCACAUCCUCUCCGGGCUGAAGACAUACUCAGAGAGAUCCGGGAGGAUCUGGCCAGCCAGAGGAUUGAGGGCUCCCCAGAGCCGAGAGACAGAAAGCCUCAGAAAUUGACGAAGAUGCAACUGCAGAGGAUGCGAGGGCCCCACUUCAUACAGCUGGACACCCCCCUAUCCACAUCGUAA
Messenger RNA from Chrysochloris asiatica (Cape golden mole), 2334 nucleotides. It is a transcript of the gene PLEKHG6, whose product is annotated as pleckstrin homology domain containing, family G (with RhoGef domain) member 6. Bases 1 to 2334 code for a protein of 777 amino acids. NCBI's taxonomy places the organism in Eukaryota, Metazoa, Chordata, Mammalia, Afrosoricida, Chrysochloridae. Gene Ontology annotation, molecular function: GTPase activator activity; guanyl-nucleotide exchange factor activity. The transcript is spliced from 14 exons. The record is from RefSeq and is a predicted model, not a curated record.